Molecule: messenger RNA, 1168 nt
Organism: Haliaeetus leucocephalus (bald eagle)
Lineage: Eukaryota; Metazoa; Chordata; Aves; Accipitriformes; Accipitridae
Gene: QNG1
Product: chromosome unknown open reading frame, human C9orf64
Exons: 4
Coding region: 1-1026 (341 amino acids)
Source: RefSeq, a predicted model, not a curated record
AUGGAGGUGUUCCCGUCCCCGCUGGAGUCCGCCAAGUUUAUAGCCGACAACAGCAAGGACGUCUCCGUGGACGAGGAGGGGGCGCGGCGCGUGGCCGAGAGUUUGUUCGACAAAGUCUCGGCGGCGGAUUUCGGGCUGGCGGGGGGGAAGAGGCUCCACGAGGUGAACCCCCAGGCCGCCAGCGAGGAGGCGGUGGACUGGGUGUUCCUGGUGGACACCCUCAACUUCUCCUUCUGGUCCGAGCAGGAGGAGCAGAAGUACCUGGUGAAGUACAAGGGUAAAACGCACAGCGGCUACUGGUCCCUCUGCGCCGCCGUCAACNNNNACUUUUCUGAAGGAAUACCUAUUACCAGCGCAUCGUAUUUUGCCACCAUGACCCUUGACCAAGUUAAGCACGUAUUUCGCUCUGACACAGAAGUCCCCAUACCUUUGAUUGAAGAAAGACACCGGCUGCUGAAUGAAAGUGGAACAGUUCUGUUAGAGAAGUUUGGAGGUUCUUUCCUCACCUGUGUUAAAAUGAGUGAGAAAAGUGCCCAGAAGCUACUACAUCUAGUACUGCAAAAUUUUCCUUCUUACAGAGAUGAAGCUGUAUUUGAGAAGAAAAAGGUGUCUUUCUACAAACGGGCACAAAUACUUGUGGCUGAUACGUGGAGUGUAUUGGAAGGCAAAGGAGAUGGCUCUUUUGAUGACAUUUCUAGUCUGACUAUAUUUGCUGACUACAGAAUUCCUCAAGUUCUUGUUCACUUAAAAGCAAUGAAGUAUUCUGAAGAACUAAUGAAGAAACUACGUGAAGGAACAGUUUUCCACUCUGGAGAUAGAGAGGAGGUGGAGAUCCGUGGCUGUUCCAUUUGGUGUUGUGCAUUGAUUUGUAAGCACCUGCUGGAGCUCUAUGAGAAGAAGGGUCAGGACAUGCGUGAAAAGAUCAAUGCGGUUUUACUCGAUUACCAUCUCUGGGACUAUGCCAGGGAUCAUAGGGAAGAGAUGAAAGAUAUUCCGUUUCACCGAGUACGAUGUAUAUAUUACUAAGUCCAGUCUGAUAGCUGUCGUGCUGAUGCGUUAUCUCUUGAAUUGCAGUUGUUCUUUUCAUACAGUGGUUUGUCAUAUACUGGUUUGGAACGGGCUAAACCAAAUGCUCAUUUUCGGCUGAUGUAUUAACAACUUGUGCUUU